Messenger RNA from Limanda limanda (common dab), 3460 nucleotides. Its product is annotated as CUB domain-containing protein 1-like. Bases 172 to 2664 code for a protein of 830 amino acids. Lineage: Eukaryota; Metazoa; Chordata; Actinopteri; Pleuronectiformes; Pleuronectidae. The transcript has 9 exons. The record is from RefSeq and is a predicted model, not a curated record.
UCAACUAGGAAGUGGAGUUACGUUGACUGCGUCCCGACGACCUGCGGCCUUAUCUCUACGCAACAGAACCACAGGAACAUGUUGCGCAUUCUGGACAACAGGCGCUGACAAUGUGCGCAGAUUUCCCCGCAGGUUCCUCAGACUUGUAGAGUUUUCCUGUGGGACCAGUCUAUGUGUUGGAGAGGCAGCAUGUCCGCUCCCACGAUCCCAGUGGCUCUGCUCCUUCUCCUCCUCCCAGCCAUCGUCUCCACUGCACCAGGGGUCCAAAAACUGACCAUCACCCCUGACAGAGGCACCACCUUCAACAUCACCAGCACCCAGGUCAAAGGUUGUAAGGUGUGCACAGGGGCAGGUCUCUCCCGGAGAUGUGAUGCAUCUCUGCUGUUAAAUGCAAACUCUCCUGGGUCAGUGGAGUUCGAGUGCCCCCGACCUCAAGAUGCUUUCAAGGUCGAAAUUAGCCGCAGUAUAGAAUGUACUACAAAUUCAUGCACUGGCCACAUCAUCCAGUCUGACUCCGGCUCCCUUCCUCUGCUGGAUUUUAACCGCAAGUUCACUUGGAACCUGAAGGCAGCGGCACCAAAAGCGUUCAAAAUAGACUUCAGCGGCACAGGUCUGAAACAGAUUAAUCCGUCCGAGAGCUGUGCGGACAGACACAGCUACACCCUCCAGGCCCUGCAGUCUACAGGGAGUGUGGCCGUAGGGAAAUACUGCAGAGUCGGCGCUAUCAGCAGCGCUCAGAUACUGAGUCUGGGCAGCUUUUCUCUGGAGGUCCCAGGAGGGCAGAAGCUGCAAAACGGCCAGUUUGAAGUGUCCGUCGGGGAGGAAAUCAAAUCCCUUGCCAAAAUCACGCUGACGUUACCAAAGGGGACCUCGUCCUCCGUGCUGCUCUCUCCAAACUACCCGGACAGCUUCCCUGACGACGAUUUGAUGGAGUGGUACUUUCACGUUCCGGACAUGAAACACAAGACGGCCGUAAGGUUCUUUAACCUCACACAGCCCAGAUGUCUGAAGAAGGAGACGGCCGUGGAGUACCACAGCAAAGGGAGAGCAGCGCUGGUGCAGAGUGUGACGGAUCCGAAGCUCGAGCAGAGGUGGGGGAACUUCUCCAUGACGCUGAGGAACUGUGAGAUGGAAAGAAGACGAGCUGAUUCUCCUGGACUCAGCCUACAAGUCCAGGUGUCCACUUCAAGUGCAAGUGCAAGAUCAUUAGUGUUGUGCAAAGUGGACCUGAGCAAAGCGGGGGGGCUCUUUCUUUACAUCAGGAAGCUGAGUCCGACUUCUGCCUGUGAGAUGAAGAUCAACUCUGUGACCACUGAGAACAUCACGGUCAAUUCAAACAGUGACCUGUCGUUCCUGGACUGCACCCCCGAGGACGUAGAGGUCACCGCCAUGAAAGUUAUUGAGUGUCGUGACCCCCGAGACUGUCCAAAGACUCCGGUGCGCCUCUCGCUGCCCGUGCUGCCGGGCUGCCUCCCGGCCCCUGUGAGCAGCGUGACCUGGCAUCUCCGCCCCCCCACGCACGGCACCGUGGAGCUGACCUCCCCCGCCGGACCCCUCAGACAGUCCCUACCUGGGCAGCUGUGCAACGACAGCCUCAUCAUCAAAGUGUCCGAAGACGACGGCACAAGCAUCGGACACUUCUGUCCUCAGGGAACGAUACAGAAGAUCCAGAUCCACACCAACAUGUCCGUCACCGCGUCCAACACGGGGAGGCACGCACUGAGGACCUGUUACAAGAACGUGCUGGACGCCUGUUUUAAAGAGGAGAUAUCGGAAACGUACAUCUUCACUGUAUCUUCAAAGAAAAACGCCGCCGUCCUCUUGGCCACUCCCGGUUGGCCGGAGGGAAUGAAACCUUACGCCACCGUCUCUUGGAUCGUCUCCGUGCCACCGAAGAUGGAGGCGCACCUGAUGUUUGCCAACGUCAGCCAGCCCAAGUGCAGCAGCCGCCACACCAAGAUCAGGGUGCAGAGGGUCGGCCGCCGGGAGGAGGACUACAGCCGCCGGGAGGAUGAAGAGGCUGAGCAGGAGAUCACAGUGUCAGAGAGAUUCUACCUCAACAUGUCCAACUGCAUGCCAGAGAGAAGGCAAUUCAGCGUCAUCACCAAGAUCACGCUUCAGGAGAGCAAGAACUUUCUGCUGACCACCAUCCUGAGUGUGGUGGCCGCUCUGUUGGUCAUUUUCACCAUCGUGCUGGUAGUCGUCUGUCUGGUCAUUAGGAAGAAGAAGAAGCUGCUGAAUCAUCAGGUUUCCAUCUACAAUCCGAACGGCACCAGCUUCCUGCCCGGACAAAACAACUUCCCCAAAUCGCGUGAAGACAACGAGUCCCAUGUGUACGCCUCCAUCGAGGACACGCUGGUCUACACACACCUGCUGAGAAAGGGAAUGGAGAUCGGCGUCUACGGAGAGACCGACACGUACCGGUCCUUCCCCGGACACACAGACUCUCAGAAGCCGCUGGUCUCCAAAACCUCCAGCGUCAAUGACUCGGCUGAGGGGGUUUAUCGCCCGUUCUCGUACCCAGCACCAGGGGGUCCUCCGCUUCCCAACAGGCCUCCGAGCCAUGAGUUGGUGGACAAUGAGAUUUACCAGAUGGAGGACCCGAUUGGGGGGGAGCACUCUCCGAGGCUGGGGCCGAGGCUGGAGCCGGAGGGAGGAAACUGAGGAGGAGAUUGGAUUCACCUUUUCUUCUUCCUACUUGGUCAUUUGACAUAUUCAUUCCCUGGCAUCUGUGUGAUUACCUGCAGCUCAGCCCUGAAAGGAGCUCUGUUUUCUGAGCGUAGUUUUGCAUCACAGCCACGCACAUAAAAUAACGCUGUUCAAACGUGCAUGCUGCUGUUACCUUUUAUUUUAAAUGAAGAUACAUUUUAUUCUCAAAGUAUCAAUCACCCCCUAAAUACUAGUUCUUCCCACUGUAAAGCGCUGUUUUCCUUUCAGACAAUGAAUGUUUUACACUUUUAGAUAUUGUACAUGUGUCAUUUUGUACAUAUUAUGGAUGUUUGUACUGUGUGCCGUUUAAAUGCUGAGUUUUACAUAUUUUUAUCUGAAUAGAGAGGAGGACUCCGCUGCUGUUGCAAUGAAUUGCACUUUCUGGCAUCAUCUGAACCUGAAGGCUGAUGAUAGUCUGUGUUGCAGGCGAUUGCAGCAGCAGUGACUGUGCACCGAGUCCUCCCUGUGUGUCUGUUAUCACUGUCCCUCCGCCUGCUGCCGAGGCUUCUAGUAAUCACUACACUGUAAAUAUGCCCUGCAGAGCUGGUAGAUACACUCCUGCUACUACAGUUUAGGAUUUAAAAGUUGUAUUCCAACAGGAUUAAGUAAAACAUUGUGCUUUUGUUGUUUUGUUUUUUUGACCCAUCUCAAGGAAAUCUCAGCACUGAAGACGUGAUGCUUUGUCUUUGGUGCUUGUUUCCAUUCUGCUGGACUUUAGCGACAUGGAAUAAAAAGCCUUGUACACUCUCAA